This is a messenger RNA of Gallus gallus (chicken), 7456 nucleotides long. RefSeq names its product endogenous retrovirus group K member 18 Pol protein-like. Gene Ontology annotation, molecular function: zinc ion binding; nucleic acid binding. The coding region runs from base 439 to 2376 and encodes 645 amino acids. NCBI's taxonomy places the organism in Eukaryota, Metazoa, Chordata, Aves, Galliformes, Phasianidae. The transcript is spliced from 2 exons. Gene Ontology annotation, biological process: viral process. The record is from RefSeq and is a predicted model, not a curated record.
GCCAUUUUGCUGCUCAUCAUAUUGGUGCGUGCCGGCAGUCACUUGGCCCUGAUCAAGAUAUCUAUCAGGGCGUGCAGAGGCCUAACACAGGUGGCUAACAUCGUUGUUGCUGAAUGCAACAAAUGGUGCCCCGUGUGAGGCGCGGGUGAGAGGCCUGUGUGAGGCACAGACUGUUCUGAUGCUCUCUGUGCUGCUGCGAGCUGUGGGGUGACACCAUAGCAUGAGAUUUGGGGUGAUGCCCAGCCCGAGUGCCCUAAAGAGAGGGGUCCCUGCAGAAGACGAUUGGGGUGACGCCCUGCAGAAGAUCGUGGCGACGAUGAUAGUGCUGGCCAGCAAGUAGGUUGCGGUGGGGUCCGGGGGGACGACGGGACGCCCACGGAGGACCCGUGUGGACGACGGUGUCGAGUGUGACUUCGCGGUGACGGCAACGGGCUGAUCAUGGAACAUGUUCCUAAGGUACUGCUUCAGUUUUGUAAAGAGUAUUGCGAAAAGAAUGCUCCUUCUAAGAAGAAUAUCCAAGCAGUUAUUUCCCGGUUAGAGCGGGAGGGGGAGAUUAAAGCCCCCCAGGAGGUCUUUGACCACCGGAGAUGGGAUCAUCUCACCUCUGCACUUGCGCAGUAUGUUAUGAACUCUCAGAAGGGUGGUUCGGAGUUAAAAACUUGGGGAUUGAUACUAGGAGCGCUGAAAGCUGCAAGGGAGGAGGAAAAGGUGUGGGAGGAAGCCCGGCGGCUCUGGAGUCCUGAUCAGACGGAUCCCGGAGGGGGUUCGCAGGGAGUCAGCUCGGACGUGAAACAGCAGUGCCGGCCGGGAGGUAGCCUCUCUUGCAGGAAUUCAGACGAGGAGCACUCGACAAAGAUAGCGCCGAGUGAUCCGAACACCCCUGGACAAACAACGGGGGACAAACAACAAGAUGGCAGGAUCCAGCCGUCGGCACCCUUAUCGGGUGAAGACACCUUAUCGCAAGGACUGGAAUCCCCGCCUCCCUAUCCCCGGCAACCGCUGUAUCCUUCAUUGCAAAACUUCACUCCACCCACGGGGGCGGAGAAAGGGGUGGAGGAACAAGGGGGCGGCAUACCUGCUCCCUCCCAUGGGGCGGUGAAAGGGGCGGAGGAAAAAAGGGGCGGUGUAUUUGUCCCCACCCAAGGGGUGAAGAAUAGACAUCACACCCCCCCGGAGGGGGCUGGGGGUAGGCGCGGCACUGACUGGCAGGGGAUUAAGGACGCAGUGGAGGAAAAGGGAUUACUCACCGCGUUCCCUGCAGUACUUGGGGAGGAGGGGCCGGAAUGGACUCCGUUAGAUCCGAAAGGAGUCACACGCCUAAUAGAGGCGGUAGAAAAGAAAGGCUUAAGAUCGCCUGUGACUAUAAAUGCGUUAGAAGCUCUUACAGAACCAGGCCCUAUGCUCCCCUAUGACAUAGAGAACCUUAUGCGUAUGGUACUCAAGCCUGUACAGUAUACACUCUGGAAAGAGGAAUGGCUAACAGAGCUUAAACGGGUAAUAGCAGCCGCACAAGACGACCCAGGGCAUCCUGUGCACGGCACAGAUCUGAUGAGGCUUAUGGGAUCUGCCGCGGGAAUGGCCACCCCGCGUGCGCAACUAGCCCAGCUACGCCCAGGGGAGUUGAUAGCAACCACUGAUGCGGCUAUAGGAGCUUUUAGAAAGUUCGCCCGUCGCGUAGAGCCUUCCACUCCUUGGUCGGAGAUAGCCCAAGGUCCAACAGAAUCUUUUCAGGAGUUCACUGACAGGAUAAUUAAGGCAGUUGAAGGGUCGGACUUGCCUAGAGCUGUCCACGGCCCUGUGAUCGUGGACUGCCUUAAGCAAAGGUCUCUUGAAGAUAUAAAAACACUGCUUCGUGCAGCCCCCAGGAAAAUCGCCACACCAGAGGAGAUUAUUAGAUAUGUGUUGGAUAAACAGAAAACUACCCCCCUGACUAAUGAGGGCCUGGCGGCCGCUAUCACCAACAUAAUGGCUGUGACAUUGAGGCCACUGCGAGCCGCAGAAUCCUACAGAGGUCCUUGUUUUCAGUGUGGCCAAUUCGGUCACAAUAAGGCUCAGUGCACUACUCCAAUGGACGAUGAGAAGGGUGGUCUCUGUUUCCGGUGUGGUCAAUUUGGCCACAUUAAAGUCCAGUGCAGAGCCAUGAGACAUGGGGAGAGGGGUAGAGUCAUAUGUCAACUGUGUGGCAAGGCAGGGCAUUCUGCCCGCCAAUGUAGAAGUGUCAGAGUUCAGCAGCAGGGAAAUGAAUGGGGGAGGGUGCCUCAGGCCCAGGGCCCCUCCCAGAGCUCUCAGGAUGGGCCGUCGAUGACACCCACGUGGAGCCUGCCAGUCAGGCCGGCUCCCAACCUGAAGUUUCUGACACGCCCACCAUGGCAUUAGCUUUAGACUGUCAAAACCGUCCAUUUGUUAAAGCGUUAAUGUCGUAUGUUAACCUGCCGCCUGAUUUUUCGGGUCGUCAAACUGUCUCGAUUACAGCGCUUAUUGAUUCAGGGGCAGAUGUCACGGUGAUAUCUGAGGAGGACUGGCCUAAAGAGUGGCCUGUGGGAACCUCUCAGGUGAUCAGAGGGGUGGGCGGUACCAUAGCUACUAAGCGAUCCUCAGCAGAGGUAGAGAUUGUCGUAGUUAACAGAGAUGGUUCGUUGGAGAGACCUGCUUUGCUUGUCCCGCUUAUAGCCAGAGUACCAGGCUCACUGCUGGGACGGGACUUCCUAAACAGUGUGGGUGCACGCAUUACAAAUUUUUAGUAAGGGCCACUGUCUGCCAGCUGUCCACUGCAUACGCAAUUCCAUUGCAGUGGAAGCGGGAUGCGCACCCCGUUUGGGUGGAUCAGUGGCCUCUUCCCCUCAAAAAACUUAAAGCACUCAGACACUUAAUUUCACAGGAAUUUCAAUUGGGACAUAUCAAACCUUCUCUUAGUCAGUGGAACGCCCCGAUCUUUGUCAUACAGAAGCGUUCCGGCGCUUUUCGCCUGCUGCAUGACUUGCGUGUGGUCAAUGCCCAGCUUGUACCUUUUGGGGCAGUGCAGCAAGGUGGACCGAUACUGUCAGCCAUACCCAAGGAGUGGCCGUUAGUAAUCGUAGAUCUUAAAGACUGCUUUUUCUCCAUCCCUCUCGCAGAAGAGGAUCGGGAGGCAUUUGCCUUUACAGUACCAAUGCUCAACAACUUAGGCCCCACUGAGAGAUUUCAGUGGCGUGUCCUCCUACAAGGAAUGGCAUGCUCCCCUACUAUAUGUCAGCUAGUAGUAGGUAGAGUAUUGGAGCCAAUCAGGAGAGAUUUCCCUCGUUACAUACUCGUGCAUUAUAUAGAUGAUCUUUUACUUGCUGCUCCUACUGAGAUAGGGUUGCAAACGCUUGAGUCACAGGUGAUGUCUACUCUAACUGCCGUUGGAUUCAUUAUUUCAGAGCAAAAGAUACAGAGAGGACCGGGAGUCAAGUACCUGGGGUACAAGUUCGGCCCUGAGACGGUCCAGCCAACGGGUCUUGCCAUCCAGCCUCACAUUAAAACACUGUGGGAUGUGCAGAAACUGGUAGGAGCCCUCCAGUGGGUUCGGGCUGCUUUGGGGAUACCUCCUCGAUUAAUGAAGCUCUUUUAUGAUCAGCUAAAAGGGUCUGAUCCAAAAGAACCCCGAGAUCUGACUCCUGAAAUGGCCACGGCCUGGCAGGAGAUCUUGCAAAAUUGUAUGGAGCAGUCCCUCGCUCGUUGGGAUCCCACCGAGGCUCUUGAGGCAGCGGUUUGUAGGUGUGAGGCAGGUGCUGCUGCUGUUCUAGGUCACUCUCUCGAUGGCAAACCACAACCGUUGUAGUGGCUGUUCGCAGUACAACCUGCAUGUGCCUAUUCUUCCUGGCUUGAGAUAUUAGCAAUGUUACUCAGGAAAACCCAAUUACUCUCGGUACGGGCUUUAGGGAGAGAACCUGACGUGAUACAUUUACAGAGUUCAUUUCGUGAUGUACAGCCGCUCCCUGAAAUCCUGCUCACAGUGCUGGGAGAUUUCGGAGGGCAGGUAAGGUACUCAGAUUCCCUUCCCGUCUUUGCUGUGGCUAAGCCACUUGCUAUCUCCUUAUGGGUGCGGGUUCAAACCUCUCCGCUAGAAGGGCCUACGUUAUUCACAGACGCAUCCUCUGUGAUGCCCCAGAAAACUGGGCAAGGGGCAGUGGUUUGGCAGGAUUCAGGCAAUAAUUGGCAGACUGCUAUCUUUGUAGAUCGAACAAUCGGUGUGCAGAUGCUUGAGGUGACGGCCGUAGCCGUUGCGGUACGUUUUUGGCGUGAGAUACCUUGUAACAUCGUUACAGAUUCUGCUUUUGCUGCCAAGCUAUUAGCCCGGAUGGGUCAGGAAGGCCUCCCGAGCACAGAGGCCGCUGGCAUCCUGGAGGAGGCUCUAGCCUGUCGUACGGCCCCUCUUGCUAUUUUGCAUGUGCGCAGUCACUCUGAGGUGCCAGGCUUUUUUACAACAGGUAAUGCAGUGGCAGACAAGGCUGCCAGUACGCAGGUUUUUACAGCCCAGGAAGCCCGUGAUCUCCACUCUACUCUUCAUAUAGGAGCCCGAGCACUCUCUAGAGCUUGUUCUAUUCCAAUAUCAGUUGCGUGCGAUGUUGUUCAGGCUUGCCCUCAUUGUAACUCAGCACCCAUCAUAGGGGCCGGGGUUAACCCCCACGGCCUAGGGCCAUUACAGGUAUGGCAAACAGAUUUCACCUGGGAACCUCGUCUGUCGCCUCGCCCAUGGCUAGCGGUUACAGUAGAUACCUCCUCCACCGUCAUUGUAGCCACGCAACAUGCUAAGUCCAAUUCAGCAUCGGCACAGAAUCAUUGGGCAGCUGCUAUCGCCAUACUUGGCCUGCCUAGCCAGAUUAAGACAAACAACGGAUCGUGUUUCAUCUCACGGUCGACACAGGGAUGGCUAGCAGUGUGGGGAAUCUCUCAUAUUACGGGCAUCCCUGGCAAUUCCCAGGGUCAGUCAAUAGUGGAGUGCGCCAAUCGCCUUCUCAAGGAUAAGAUACGUAUCCUUGGGGAGGGGGAAGGAUACAGGGACAGGAUACCUGUCGGCAGACAGGCUGAGCUCCUGGCGGAAGCCCUAUAUGCAUUAAAUCAUUUCGAGCGUGGUGACAGCAAGCGAAUGCCAGUACAGAAGCAUUGGCAGCCAAAAGUCUUAGGUGAAGGGCCCCCAGUCAAAGUAAAGACAGAUAGCGGACAAUGGGAAGAAGGAUGGAGGAUAUUAGUGUGGGGCAGGGGGUAUGCUGCAGUAAAACAUGUGGAGACAGGAAAAAUUGUGUGGACUCCAUCAGGGAAGGUUAAACCGGACCUCAGACAGGACACCUGAAAUUAUAACUCGUUCCGUAUUUGUGUAAUAAGCAAGACAAGAGCUCCCUUUUGCAGAAGCUGCUGGUGGGAAGGCCGACGCCAACUCCAGAACAACCGGAGGACGGACAACAGGAUCGAGAGCCGCUCAUCAAGAGGAGAGCCACACCUAUGGCAUUGAUACUUCUGAUACCACUAAUAUUUAUGGCGCCGUCGCAGCAUGAACCUAGGACCUGACUGUAAUGAUGAUAUUAGGAUGUGGGGUCUUACAGCACGUGUCUUCGCAUCGCUCUUCGCACCAGGUGUGUCAGCAGCGAGGGCCUUAGCCCAAAUAGAAAGGUUGGCAUGUUGGUCGGUAAAACAGGCGAAUGCGACCACGCUUGUAUUAAACGCUAUGCUAGAAGAUCUUAAUAGUGUCCGUCGUGCACUGCUACAGAAUAGAGCAGCUAUCGACUUUUUGCUGUUGGCUCAAGGACAUGGAUGUGAGGAUGUCGAAGGAACGUGCUGCUUCAACCUUAGUGAUCACAGCACAUCAAUCCAUAAACAACUACAAUGGUUGCAAGAACACACGCAAAGGAUUAAAGAAGAAAGUGAUCCCUUCGGAAACUGGCUGAGCGGACUGUUUGGGGGAAUGGGUUCAUGGUUAAAGCAAUUGCUUAAAGCUCUCGCAGUAGGAUUUGCAAUCCUUGUGUGUAUUCUAAUCUGUCUUCCAUGCUUUGUAGGAUGCUUGCAAAAUUGCCUUCAACGAAUGAUGGACAAAACUUUUGACUAUCGCAUUGAGUAUCAUAGAUUGUGUGAAAAAUUAUAGAGGGGUUUAGGUUUGUUGCGUUCGUGCUGUAACGGGGCAAGGCUUGGCUGAGCACGGGAAAGGAUUCCCUGUUGCUCUGAUGAUUGCUUAAGAAUUGUAGAAAAGUAGGAAUAGUGAGCUGAAAUAUAUUUAGGAUUAGGCAUUUUGCGCUGCUUCGCGAUGUAUGGGUUAGGUGUGUGUGUUAGUAGUAUUUAGCUUAGGGAGGGGGAGAUGUUGUAGUAGGCGACUUGCGGGGCUAUGGGAUGUACGGGACAGGCCUCUCCCUAAGCAUAGACAGACAGUGCUAUCGUGCUGACCUUGAUGCAGAGAAAAGAGGAGAAGAAGAAGGAUGAGAAAAGAGUGUGGAAACGGCCAAAUAAGGCACAAUGUUAUCUGGUGUGAACCAAUCAGAGUGGGACAUGACAGCACGGUUUUGUAGGUAAAAUGUAUAUAAGCUGUGUUUCGUAGUGAAUAAAUGCCAUUUUGCUGCUCAUCAUGUUGGUGCGUGCCGGCAGUCACUUGGCCCUGAUCAAGAUAUCGAUCAGGGUGCACAGAGGCCUAACACAGGUGGCUAACAUCGUUGUUGCUGAAUGCAACAAGUACAGAAUUUUAUGGAGAUUAAAUUCAUCAGCAAACACACAGAAACCACAUUUGGUUUCGGAGUCAAAACAGGUAGGAGAACAUUGGGGAAGUAUUACAUUUACCAGAUCUGGACUUAUUCUUGCCUGGAUAUCCAACACAAAAACCAUCUUGAAGACAGCCCCUGGACUACAUGGCCCUUUGAUCCAGCCCAGUGCAACUGCUCCUAAGGCCUUCUGAAGGUAUAAGUUAAAGCACAUGGUGACCUCUCUCCAAGAAAGUCUUGUAAAUCUUGUCAGGUAGCUGCUGGCAUCUGCGGUUGUCUAACACCUUUAAAAGUCUGACUCAGGGAUACUUUCCCACUAGCAAACAGGGAAGAUAAGCAUGAUGAGCUAGAAUGUAGUCAAAACACAUAAAGUUCACCAACCAGAAGACUGUUCCUCAUCAAGCAGUUGUGUGCUGUAGUCACAAAUGUUAUGUCAAAGGCAUUUGAACUUAAAAACAGGUUUUUUGGUGGGUUAUUUAGAUGGCAAUUGAAUACAUCACAAUAUAGUAGGACUGUUUUAUAAAGUACAACAUUACCAUUUGCUCCUUAGGUAGGUCCUUAGUGAUGGUACAUUUGCAUUUAUCCAGCUAAAUAAGGCAGCUGCUUUUUGAGCACAUAAGAGCUUGCUCUCUUGCUCCAACUGUAAUUUCUAUUAUCAUCAUCUGUCUGGAAAUCCUUAUUUUAAUACAUGCAAAGAACUCAACAUGUUUUAUCUCCCAAGACAAAAUAUAUCUCUUGGCAUGAUUCUUACAUAG